AUGUUAAAAGAAAAAAUAUAUCAAAAAGAUUUAGGAAAUUGUACAAAAUUUUUGGAAAAUCUUCAAAAUGAUAAUAAUACAAAUUUUGAAGAAUACAAUUAUCAAAGUGUCAUAAUUAAAAUUAAAAAUUCUGAUAAAUUAAAGAUUGGUUUAUAUUAUGAAGCUAUUAAAAGAUAUAAAAAAAAUAGUGGUUGUGAGGAGUGGAUUAAAUUUGAAGAAAGUAUUGGUGAAUAUUUAUGUAUAUCAAUAAUUUACAUUACAACAGCUAUCCAAACAUGGAAUAUGGGAUGGAAUGUUAAGAAAUAUAAAAAUGAAAUUAAUUUAACAUAA
Molecule: messenger RNA, 330 nt
Organism: Strongyloides ratti
Lineage: Eukaryota; Metazoa; Nematoda; Chromadorea; Rhabditida; Strongyloididae
Exons: 2
Coding region: 1-330 (109 amino acids)
Source: RefSeq, a predicted model, not a curated record